This is a messenger RNA of Quercus robur (English oak), 1451 nucleotides long. RefSeq names its product protein DMR6-LIKE OXYGENASE 2-like. The transcript is spliced from 3 exons. Lineage: Eukaryota; Viridiplantae; Streptophyta; Magnoliopsida; Fagales; Fagaceae. Bases 149 to 1201 code for a protein of 350 amino acids. Gene Ontology annotation, molecular function: dioxygenase activity. The record is from RefSeq and is a predicted model, not a curated record.
CUAGUCAUAACAUUUCCAUCUGUAAUGAAGAGAACCGUCUCUUCGCACUAACAAAAUCACGCCCAAGUUCAAUGUACAUCAAACUCAAUCUCUCUCUAAGAACAAAGGAAAACCCUCACUUUGCACAAACAAAAAAUCACCAAUCACCAUGGGAGAGGUUGACCCAGCUUUCAUCCAAGAACCUGAACACAGGCCAAAAAUCUCCUACAUCGAAGGCCAAGGCAUCCCAUUAAUCGAUCUUUCUCCUAUACACUCCCCUGACAAUGUUUCUGCCAUUGAAGGCCUUGUCAAAGAGAUAGGCAGUGCAUGCAAGGAGUGGGGGUUCUUCCAGGUGAUCAACCAUGGGGUGCCUUUAGAGAAGCGCGAGAAGAUUUAUAGUGCAUCGAGAAAAUUCUCUGCGCUGAGUGCGGAAGAGAAGAGUAAGGUGAGGAAGAAUGAGAAAAAGGUGUAUGGUCACUAUGACAAUGAACAUACUAAGAAUGUUAAGGAUUGGAGGGAGGUGUUUGAUUUUACCAUAAAUGAUCCCGUUACUGUCCCAGCCUCGCCUGAGCCUGAUGAUGAAGAAGUCACGGAGUGGAAAAACCAGUGGCCUCAGUAUCCACCUGAGUUAAGGGAGGUAUGCCAAGAAUAUACUCAAGAGAUGGUAAAGCUAGCUUACAAGUUGAUGGAACUUAUUGCUCUGAGCCUAGGCUUGCCAGCAAAUAGGUUCCAUGGCUUUUUCAAAGAUCAAACCAGCUACAUCCGACUCAAUCAUUAUAAUCCUUGCCCUGCCCCUCACUUAGCUCUAGGUCUUGGUAGACACCAGGAUAGUGGUGUCUUGACCAUCCUUAACGAAGAUGAUGUUGGAGGAUUGGAAGUGAAGCGGAAAACAGAUGGAGAGUGGGUUCGAGUCAAAUCCGCCCCAGAUGCUUAUAUCAUCAACAUUGGUGACACUACUCAGGUUUGGACCAAUGACGAGUAUGAGAGUGUGGAGCAUAGAGUGGUGGUGAACUCAGAGAGGGAAAGGUUCUCCAUUGCAUUUUUCUUACACGCAUCAUCCUACACCAUGGUUGAGCCCUUGGAGGAGCUGACAAGUGAGCAAAACCCUGCUAAAUAUAGGGCAUACAGCUGGGGCAAAUUUAUAACUCACAGAAAGCGGAGUAAUUUCCAGAAACUCAGUGUUGAAAACGUCCAAAUUAGUCAUUUUAAGAUAUCAAAGUAAGCUGUAUUGUCUAUUGGCAACUGACAAGCAAUAACAUUCAGCUUCUUGUAGAAUGUUGUACACAAGAGUUGAGACUUUGGAUGCAUAAUGUGACUCCUCUCAAGGACGAGCAAUUCUGUAAAUAAUAACUGGUUAAUAUGCAUUAAUAAACUUGCCUUAUAUGGCUAGAAGUUGAAGUUAUUGCUUGAUGCUGGUGCAUCAGCGUAGUAAUUUCAUAAAAGUUGAUAUCUGAAUAAACCCAAAUUUCUCA